Branchiostoma floridae (Florida lancelet) is the source of this 1571-nucleotide messenger RNA. RefSeq names its product cysteine-rich protein 2-like. Lineage: Eukaryota; Metazoa; Chordata; Leptocardii; Amphioxiformes; Branchiostomatidae. The transcript has 8 exons. Bases 139 to 714 code for a protein of 191 amino acids. The record is from RefSeq and is a predicted model, not a curated record.
AAACAAACCCACAAGCAAGGAAGCAGCCACAGUGCAGUCACCGCCCCUCUGCAGCUACAGGUCGUACAGAGAAGUCAGUCCCACAACCGCUGUUUUUCUUCACGUAUCCAGGCUGAUAAGCGUCUGUAGUGUGUCAACAUGCCCAAGUGCCCAACUUGCACCAAGGAAGUGUACUUUGCGGAGAAGGUGACGUCCCUCGGGAAGGACUGGCACCGCGCAUGUCUGAAGUGCCAGAAAUGUAACAAGACGCUAACUCCCGGCAGUCAUGCUGAGCAUGACAUGAAGCCAUACUGUAACCAUCCGUGCUACGGCGUCCUGUUCGGACCAAAGGGCGUGAACAUUGGCGGGGCAGGUUCCUUUGUGUACGAUCACGACAACAAGAAUAAGACAAGGCAACAACCACUGACCAUUCCUCAGGCGCAAGAAGAGACAUUGCCAUAUCCUGAGAUGCCGAAUUGUCCGAAGUGCAAUAAACCUGUAUAUUUUGCUGAACGGCGCCGCUCACUGGGGAAGGACUGGCACCGAGCCUGUCUCCGCUGUGAGAAAUGCAACAAAGUUCUAAGCCCGGGAGGUCACGCCGAGCACGAGAGUAAGCCGUACUGCACGAAGUGUCACGGAGUCCUGUUCGGGCCGCGAGGUGUGAAUAUCGGCGGAGUAGGAUCGUACGCGUAUGAAGGCGAGGAGAUACCUCCGAGUCACGCCCCGGCAACCUGAGUGUGUACAAGCGGGGAUAUACGAAUGGCGAACUGUCUAUGUCAUUCUGUCAUGAUGUUGCUGAUGACAAAGCAGAGUUUUGUUUUCCUUGCUCUUUCUCUGCAUUUGGAGCAAAGCAUUUUUGUAUAUUGAGCCAAUGAGAACUGUGAUGUACACGUAGUUAACCUUAUAGAUAGAUCUUGACUUCUCCAGUCAUCUGUAUAGCUUCUUAUGAUAUGUGUGCCUCGACCACGUUAAACAGCCUCAUUUCUCAUUGGGUACCUACUGGCUGGCAAAAUACACCAGAUGAUUAUUAUUAUUAUUGCCACAUGCUCAUUAUCCAGUUUCUUGAGUAACUAUAUCAUUCGGCACACAUGCUCCAUACAUACAGUUUUUCUCCAUACAUGCAGUUAAGAACAUUUGCUGUUAAAUUGGUGAACAGUUUGUCAUUGAAAACAAAAGUAUGAAUUUUCAAACGGUUAGCUUGUUGCCAAAACCGCAACUAUAGAAAUGACUUGGUGUAAACAAAGCGAAUAUCUUUUGCGGUAGGGCAUGUGAUUUAUCUAGAUAAUGUCCUAUUACUGUUAUGUCAUCUGCAUUUAUUUAUACUACUCUUGUAUGUCAUGUUGUGUUGAAGGCUUGUCUCACUAUAUGACGCUAUACAAUUGCAACCAGGUCGACUUCUUCUUUGGCAGACUUUUUUUUGUUAUAAUCUAAGCCAAAACAGAUGGGAUACAUGAAGGCACUUCCAAAACAAUUUUGCGAAAUCUUGUGGCAACACAAUUUGCAAAUAAAAUCAACCAAGCUACAUUUGCUUUAAUGUGCUACUCUCUACCUCGCCCUUCCACUUAUGUCAAUAAACAUUACUUGCAGAAUUA